This is a messenger RNA of Hevea brasiliensis (rubber tree), 1454 nucleotides long. RefSeq lists its product as uncharacterized. The transcript is spliced from 2 exons. The record is from RefSeq and is a predicted model, not a curated record. NCBI's taxonomy places the organism in Eukaryota, Viridiplantae, Streptophyta, Magnoliopsida, Malpighiales, Euphorbiaceae. The coding region runs from base 446 to 1339 and encodes 297 amino acids.
AAUUAAGUAAAAUGACAUUCUCCCUCCCAUAGAACAGGACAUAUUGGAAGAUAUCAUGUCAAUGCUCUAUUAUAUCUUUCCAUUUUACGCAUCUAAUGACGGUGAGCUCCAUCCAUUGCUUUUGCCCACCACCACACAUAUAUGACUUGACAUCACUCUUUCUCUUCUUUGAGGAUGUGGCCCCAUAUUAUAUUUGGGUAUCCAUUUCCAAUAUUAUUUAUCAUCUUCAAUUUCUUUCCAUGGUACUAAUGAUCCUGCUUUGUUCCAAGGUUCAAGGAUCUAUCAGAUGGCUAAGAUUCUCCUGAUCAAAUAUCAGUUACAUCUUACACUACACUGUCCGUACACUUUUGCAUGUGCUGUGGUCACCUGCACUCAAACUCUCACAUUACUCCCUCCUUCUUAGCAAACUAACACACUUCCCUGCCUUACCUCGUCUCUCUCAACCAUGGACAGCCCCAGAACUAUACCUAGCCAAGCACCCCAGCUACUACUCUCUCCAUGCAGCAGUGGAAGAAGAAGCAGCGAUUCCAACUCCCCCGAAUUUGAGUUCUGGAUGGUCCGAAAUCCGUCGUUCCCGGAACCCGAUCUACUCUCUGCCGAUGAACUCUUUGUUGAUGGCGUUCUCCUUCCUCUCCAUUUACUCCACCUCCACAACCACCACAGCCCUGAUCCGCCUGAUUCGAAACCAGACCCUAAACUGCCCAACUCGCAUCCUGAUGCAGAGCCCCGAGCAUCACCUAAGACCAUAACUGCAGAUUCUUCAACCGCUUCAAAGAGAUGGAGAGAUAUCUUCAAGAAAGGUGACAAGAAAACUUCAACCCGAAAGAACCAAGAAGAUAAGGAUAAAGAAAAAGACAAAGAGAAGAAGAGAGAGAAAAAGAGUCAAGGUGGAGCGAGUUCAGCGGAGUUGAAUAUCAAUAUAUGGCCAUUUUCACGCAGUAGAUCCGCAGGGAACAGCGGAGGCCGACCCAGGAUGUUUCCCGGAGCUGCAGGAAGCCGAAAGGUGAGUAGUGCGCCUUGUUCAAGGAGUAAUUCAGGGGGGGAGUCAAAGUCAAGAAAGUGGCCGAGUAGUCCGGGUAGGGGUGGAGUCCACGUGGGUCGAAGCAGCCCGGUUUGGCAGGUGCGGCGAGGAGGUGGGUUCUCAGAAGCAGUGAAACGGAGCAGUGAAAAGAUGAAGAGUAAAAGAAGGAUGGAGGGUGGGAAAGUUGUGAAUUUGGAAGUGCCAUUGUGUAAUGGAUAUAGACAGUGUAGGAGUAAUGAAAAUAGAAACGGUGGGAGCUCUAAUGUUGGUGGUAAUGUAUUCAAUUUACGCAGCUUCUUCACAAAAAAGGUGUACUGAGUGGUAAUUAUAUUUUAAUUUUGUUUGUAAAUGGAUUAUUAUUAAGUUUGAUUUUGUGAUGGUGAUGUAUAUAACUAAUUAACUAAAUCGAAAAGAAGAUUGUUGUUUGGGAAAA